Messenger RNA from Galendromus occidentalis (western predatory mite), 2010 nucleotides. RefSeq names its product leishmanolysin-like peptidase, invadolysin (gene Invadolysin). Bases 1 to 2010 code for a protein of 669 amino acids. The record is from RefSeq and is a predicted model, not a curated record. Gene Ontology annotation, cellular component: membrane; cytoplasm. Gene Ontology annotation, molecular function: metalloendopeptidase activity. Gene Ontology annotation, biological process: proteolysis; cell adhesion. Lineage: Eukaryota; Metazoa; Arthropoda; Arachnida; Mesostigmata; Phytoseiidae. The transcript has 10 exons.
AUGACCCCAGCGAUCAUCGGCUUAUCAACGUUUUGGGCAGCUUUCUUGUUGAUUUCAUCAGCCGCACAUCCGCUUGAUUCGACUUCGAGAGGAGGCUCUCUCUGCUCCUACAGAAGACCAACCCUCGAUGACGUAUUGCCGCCGAUCCAUCUUGGCGACGCCAAGCCGCGCCGAGUGCGACGUCAAGAGGCCAGCUCGCUCCGGAUACGAUACUUCUAUCACAACGAAAGCAUCAGCCAGUUGACUCCAGUGCAAUUCGACCUCAUCGAUAAGAGCAUCCUCCCCGCGGCUGUCGAUUACUGGCAACAGAAUCUCCGACCCCGGUAUCCGCUCAAUACACCCAUAAAACUGAAUCGGAGAUGUCCCGAAGACAAAGUUUUUUUCUUGCCGGGGGAACAGAAUCAAUACUGUCGUGACAAAUGCGAGGAGGUCAGUCUUUGUGGAGAGGUCCCGGUACCCCGAGAACAUCUGGCGCCCUGUAGAACUUGCAAUUCAUAUGGACGGAAUUGUCACACCCAUGAGGAGGAGUUUGACCGGGAAGGCGGAGUAGCGGACGCUGACUUCGUUCUAUACGUGUCCGCUAUAGAAGGCGAAAAAUGUACCCAGGGAGAAACAAUCGCAUAUGCUGUCCAUUGCCAGCAGGAGGCUGAAUUCGAUCGUCCUAUAGCCGGUCAUGCAAAUUUGUGUCCAUCGACUCUUCUUCCCGAAGAACAACACGUCCGAACGCUGCUAUCCACCGUCAAACAUGAGGUUUUACACGCUCUCGGCUUCUCGGUCAGCCUAUUCGCUUUCUUCCGGGACGACGACGGUAAUCCCAUUACACCGAGAUCGAAUGUAACGGGUCGUCCGGACAUCGACGAAGAGUUAAUGGUGCACCGUUGGAGCGACAGGAUCGUUCGAAGCGUUGAGAUGCCAUGGAAAACAACGACAGGCAUGGUUCUGAAGAAACGCAAUUUCGUGGUCACUCCCCGUGUUGUUGAGGCGGUCAGGACUCACUUCGGAUGCCCUAAUCUAAUCGGGGCCGAACUCGAAGAUCAGGGAGAUGACGGGACUCGUUUGACGCAUUGGGAGAAACGUGUGUUCGAGAAUGAAGCCAUGACCGGAACAAAUACGCAGAAUCCCGUCUACUCGAAAGUGACAUUCGCCCUGAUGGAAGACAGCGGAUGGUACUGGACUACUAAUGGCCACGACGACUUGCUGUGGGGUCGGAAUCUGGGCUGUAAUUUCACCACCAUGUCCUGCUUCGAGUGGAUGAAGUGGCGCAAGGAAACGGGCAAUCCAAUCUUCCCGUACUGUGAUACCGUCAAGAGGAAUCCUCUUCGAACCACUUGCACCGAGACUCGGAACGCCGUGGCGCUUUGCAAUCUUGUGCAGUAUCCUGUCCCGCUCCCGGAAGACUACCGGUUUUUCGACCAGAUUGACGGAAUCGGGGGCGAAUACGCCGCUAGUUUCGGCAGUUCAGUUGCCUUGGCUGACUACUGUCCCUUCAUACAGGAGUUUACUUGGGCGAAUUCGGGCCGCAACAGUGAAUGUAGUUUCGCUGUUAAUCAACCUUCUCCGGGGAAAAAUUUCGCUCUGGAGACCUACGGGAAAGAAUCGCGAUGUUUUCACACCGAUCGAUGGAAAGAAUCGAAUUGCGCGACCGUGCGGCAUUGGCAGAACUGGGGCUCCGCGUGCUAUCAGCAUCGGUGCGACAACGGGCUCCUCGAAAUCAUUCUGAGCACGAACGCCACUCUGCGGUGUGUCUACCGAGGUCAGAAAAUCUACGUGCGCAUUUUGGACAAAGAGGGCUGGCUACAUUCAUCCCAUAUCGUCUGUCCUGCCUGUGAAGAGAUGUGUCCGCUAGAUAAAUGUAAGGCGUACCCCGAGGACGACUCCGACAACACGAUCGGUGUGACCGACUCGCUGAAUCAAAGCCUCAAAUGCAGAGCUAUGCCCGUGGUCCCAGUGACGUGGACCAUUGCGGCGCUGUCCAUGUUAGCACUCCGCAGCACGAUUCCGCUCAUAUGA